AAAACUCAUCCCAUUCCAAAUUCUCCAAACUUACAACAUUUAUAUGUUAGAUUUUCUUAUUUCCUUAACCAAGUCAUUUGAACACAAAACUAAACAUGGAGGUCUUCUAUCUCUAUCUCUUUUGCCUUUUCACUCUCUUUAUGUCGCUCGCCCUUUAUUUCAUCUUUUACAAGCGAAACUCCAGCAGCUUAAUCGGAACCCUACCUCCGGGCAAAACCGGAUGGCCGUUCAUCGGAGAAAGCUUCGAGUUUCUCUCAACAGGUUGGAAAGGUCACCCUGAAAAAUUCAUAUUUGAUAGAAUGUCUAAGUAUUCGUCUAGUGUCUUUAAAACUCAUCUUUUAGGUGAAAAAGCAGCAGUCUUUUGUGGUCCAACGUGCAAUAAAUUCUUGUUUUCUAAUGAAAAUAAACUUGUACAAGCUUGGUGGCCAGAUUCUGUAAACAAAGUAUUCCCAUCUUCAACUCAAACUUCAUCAAAAGAAGAAGCAAUUAAAAUGAGAAAAAUGCUUCCAAAUUUCUUCAAGCCAGAGGCAUUACAACGUUAUGUUGGUAUCAUGGAUCAUAUCACGCAACGCCAUUUUGCUUCGAGUUGGGAAAAUAAGAGCCAAAUCGAAGUUUUCCCACUAGCAAAACGUUACACCUUUUGGCUAGCCUGUCGAUUAUUUGUAAGCGUGGAAAAUCCUAACCAUGUCGCGAAAUUUGCUGAUCCUUUUAAUGUUUUAGCUUCUGGAUUGAUUUCUAUCCCUAUAGAUUUGCCUGGAACGCCAUUUAAUCGCGCGAUUAAGGCCUCGAAUCUAAUUAGGAAGGAGCUUUUGUUAAUUAUUAAGCAAAGGAAAGUUGAUUUGGCUUUAGGGAAAGCAUCACCAACACAAGAUAUAUUGUCACAUAUGCUUUUGACAAGUGAUGAAAAUGGGAAAUUCAUGAAUGAAUUGGAUAUUGCUGAUAAGAUUUUAGGAUUAUUGAUUGGUGGACAUGAUACUGCUAGUUCUGCUUGUACAUUCAUUGUGAAGUAUCUUGCUGAACUUCCUGAGAUCUAUGAAGGAGUUUACAAAGAACAAAUGGAAAUUGCAAAGUCAAAAGCAGCUGGUGAGUUAUUGAGGUGGGAUGAUAUUCAGAAGAUGAAGUAUUCUUGGAAUGUUGCAUGUGAAGUUUUGAGACUUGCCUCACCCCUUCAAGGUGCUUUUAGAGAAGCUAUUAAUGAUUUCAUGUUCAAUGGUUUCUACAUUCCCAAAGGAUGGAAGGUAAUUUUUUAUAUAAGAGAAACUCCUAAUAAUAUAUGAUUUUCUUGAAAAUUUUUUGUAUUAAAUGGAUUUAAUGAUAGUUUAAUUUUUCUUACCAUAUGAGUAUAUUUUAACAUAUUAUAGCAGGUAACAUCAGCGGCCAACCCAUGAUUUUUACGUGAUGGGGUACAGUAUACUGCUCAACUAGUAAAGGCUUUUAGUGUUGAGGGUGCCUA
Nicotiana tabacum (common tobacco) is the source of this 1453-nucleotide messenger RNA. Lineage: Eukaryota; Viridiplantae; Streptophyta; Magnoliopsida; Solanales; Solanaceae. The record is from RefSeq and is a predicted model, not a curated record.